Messenger RNA from Psammomys obesus (fat sand rat), 6917 nucleotides. RefSeq names its product polycomb group ring finger 5 (gene Pcgf5). The record is from RefSeq and is a predicted model, not a curated record. Bases 286 to 1056 code for a protein of 256 amino acids. NCBI's taxonomy places the organism in Eukaryota, Metazoa, Chordata, Mammalia, Rodentia, Muridae. The transcript has 10 exons. Gene Ontology annotation, biological process: regulation of transcription by RNA polymerase II. Gene Ontology annotation, cellular component: PRC1 complex.
GGUCCCGCUCCGCCCCCGCCCGCGCGGGCCGCUCACCUACCGCCCCACGCGCGCGCGCUCGCGCACCACGCGCCCCGCGCGGCCCGCCCGGAACGUGGCCUCCCGGGAGCUAGGUAUGGAAAAGGACCUCCAAAAGGAGUGAUGAUCAGUGAUCUGUGCUCAGACCGGAUGUGCAUGCUCAUGACUCAGGACACCUACCAAGAACACUGCGCUAGCUCCUGGGCCCAGCCUCUCUCCCCCUUAGUGCUCCUCUUUGCCUGAACUGCUAAAGCCAGCGGACCACGAAUGGCUACCCAAAGGAAACACUUGGUGAAAGAUUUCAACCCUUACAUCACCUGCUCUAUCUGUAAAGGGUAUCUGAUCAAGCCGACCACCGUGACAGAAUGCCUCCAUACCUUCUGUAAAACCUGUAUUGUCCAGCACUUUGAAGACAGCAAUGAUUGUCCGAGGUGUGGCAACCAAGUUCAUGAAACAAAUCCAUUAGAGAUGUUAAGGCUGGAUAACACACUGGAGGAAAUUAUAUUUAAGUUGGUGCCUGGACUGCGAGAACAAGAACUUCAGCGUGAAUUGGAAUUUUGGAAGAAAAAUAAACCUCAAGAAAAUGGACAAGAUGACAUUUCAAAGGUUGACAAACCUAAAGCAGAUGAAGAAGGUGAUGAUAACCAAGAUGAUAAAGACUAUCAUAGAAGUGACCCACAAAUUGCUAUCUGUCUGGAUUGUUUACGAAAUAAUGGGCAGUCAGGGGACAAUGUAGUGAAGGGGCUCAUGAAGAAAUUCAUUCGAUGUUCUACACGAGUUACUGUAGGAACUAUUAAAAAGUUUUUAAGUUUAAAACUAAAACUUCCAAGUUCUUAUGAGCUGGAUGUGCUGUGCAAUGGUGAAAUUAUGGGAAAGGAUCAUACUAUGGAAUUCAUCUAUAUGACAAGAUGGCGACUAAGAGGAGAAAAUUUUCGCUGUCUGAACUGCUCAGCCUUGCAAGUCUGCUCUCAGGAUGGCACUUUGCAUCAGUCAUACCCUAUGGUAUUGCAGUAUCGACCAAGAAUUGAUUUUGGGUAGGCCAAGUGGCACAGACUGCACUGAAUGAACCCUGCACUAUUUGUUUACUCGUCGACAGAUUGCACAGUGAGCGGUGUGUGGACUUGAGAGAUACGAUCUGAUUUUCAGCAUGCACAUAAGGCCAUUGUCUGUCUCUAAACUGUCAGUUUCUUUCAUGUUGUUUCUAUUAGGAGCAAUUCAAGUGCCCUUCUGCUACUGACCGUCUGCAUAAGAUACUCAUGCUGUCUCAGUGUGCAAGGCGCGGCUGAAGUCAGUUAGGUGUGCAGCCGUGACUCUGCUUUCUCAAUAUUUUGCUUGCCUGUUGCAAGAUUGUUCUAAUGUUAAUUACACUAGUAAAAUGGCUCAAUCCUUGUGGUGUUGCAGUUUUCACAUACUUAAUACUUUUAUUCUUGUUAAAAUAGAGUACUGUACAAGAACCUAGUAUAAUUAUAUCUUGAAAUUAUUUUGUAUAAGAAUAUAUUUAGAAAAGUGGUUUCUGAGCCACUGCCCUAUUCUUGGUAAACUUUUAUGUAAAAAAGAAUAAACAACCAAAAAAAAAAAACCCAAAAAACCAAAAUGCCAGCUUAUUCUUGAGUGUGCAAGUCUUUUGUGAAGAAUUCCAGUUAUUUUUUUGACCAGAGCACAUUGCAAUUGGAGAUGUUCUAAAUGUCUGGGCAGUCUACCGUUGCACAGAAAGGCGUGUUAGCCCUUAACGGUGGAACAUAUGUGACUUGGACAACUGAAGUUCAUAAUGUUGGCAGCUGACCGUAUUGACUUCUACUAAAAUUAAUGUGGGAGUACAUUAACAUUGUUACUGUCUGAGGGCAAGUGGGUGUUGCUUUACAAGCGUGCAUUCAUUGUGUAGCCCAUGUUCUGUGUGCCUCAUUGCAUUGCUGAUGUCAUCUUAUGAAAGCAUUUUUCUUUUAAGUUGGCCUUAGGCAUGUGUCCUGGUAUGCAGUGGGCUAUUGUAAAGUGGUUUUAAAUACCGGGAUAUUUAGAUAACAUUCGCUCUUUUAUGGAUUUCCAAAGUCUCAAGUUACCGAUCCAGAGUGUUCACUGCAUAUCACAUUUCCAAACCAUGUACACAGAACAAAACAAACACUGGGUGGUAGAUAAAUACAAUAACCAAAAUUAGUGGUUUGGGAACACUUUAUUCUAGAGACUGUAGUAACCAGGCGAAGAGGGAUUAUUGUUUAAACUGUGAGUUCAUUGUAGGUGAGUGUGUUAGAAGUCAGAACUAUGAUGAUGUCCUUGAUGUUGGCAGUUUAGUUAAGUCUUCCAUUCAUUUUGAAAUUAGCCUGCAAGUCCGAGUCCUCUGUGACCUUAUUACAUGAAAACAUGUUAGGUCUUGUAAAAUAAAUAGUUAUUUCAAGAAAGAAAACUGUGGAGCAUGUCUAUUGGUUGUUUUGAAAAAGCUAAGUUCUGAGAAGUAGGGGGAAAAUUAAGAAAAUGACUUGUUUUAGAAAUUAUGUAAGAGCACUGUGUUUUUUUUAAUGCUGUGAACACAGGUGAUCCACGUUUUUUUAGUAAAAUACUUCACAAGUGAAUGCUUUCUGAAUUCCAGAGUACUUCAUAGAAAUAAACAUUGUACAGCGCUAAGAAAUACACAAAAUACAGUUCAGUCUUGGUGUCUUUCAUAAUAUAAAAGGCUGAAAGUUUAUGAUUUUUUUUUAUAUUUUUUUAAGUCAAAAAAUCUGUAUUAAAGUUUGCUGCAUUGGAAGGCCACAGCAGAUUUUUAAUUUCAUCUUUUUCUAAUGCUGUUUCUAGAAGAACUCACUAGCAGGAUUUAAGAGGCAGUUAAUUUACUCAAGUUUAAGAGAAGACCAUUAUACUUGACUAAAAACCUGAAUUUAUUGUCUAACUUCAGGAAUUAUUUGGCUGUUUUGCAAAACCCAGUUCCUAGUUUAUCCCUUAGAAAAUUUUAAAGAUUCUGCAGUUUGUCACAGUUAGAUAAAUGGGUUUUACAUAUGAAGGUUAAUGUUAAUUGACAUAAGUCAAAAUCAAUUUUGAAAGCCACACACUAAGACUUAGCUGUUUGGCUCCUCAACCAAGCCUUGAGGCUGUAGGUGAAUUUGUAUACAAAGUCUCUUUACAUUUUGCUUGUUGCCUGAUCAUAUGUAACAACUAUUUUCUUUUUUUUAUUAUUAAUUACAGUUUAUUCACUUUGUAUCCCAGCUGUAGCCCCCACUCUCGUCCCCUCCCAGUCUCAUCCUCCCUUCCUUCCCUCCUCCUAUACCCCUCCCCUAGUCUAUUUGACCUUAGCCUUUCAAGUCUCAUCAAGGCUGGUUGCAUCAUCUUCCUCUGUGGCCUGGCAAGGCUGCACCCCCCACCCAGGAGGAGGUGAUCAGAGAGCCAGCCACUGAGUUCAUGCCAGAGACAACCCUUGCUCCCCUUACUAGGGAACCCACUUGGAGACAGAGUCUAUGGGCUACAUCUGAGCAGGGGUUUUAGGUCCUCUCUAUGCAUGGUCCCUGGUUGGAGUAUCAGUCUCUGCAGGGGCCCCAGGGCCCAGUAUUUUUGGCUCUGUUGCUCUUCUUUUGGAGCUCCUGUCCCCUUUAUCUCCCCCUUCUUUUAUAAAAUUCCAUGCACUCUGCCCAAAGUUUGGCUAUGAGUCUCAGCCUCUGCUUUGAUACCUCAAGGCACUUUCUCAUAAAAUUAGUAACUAUUUUCUAAGGGAUACAUAGGAAACAGGAACCACAAAGCAGUUUUAUAAAAAUUCCUUUAUUUAAUGCCACUGCAUUGAUGUUUUCACUGAGAUGCAAUAAUAGACUGUGCCAAAGCAUACCAUUAAGGACAUCUGACAUCAUAUGGGCCGUCGGCCUCCUCUGCUGUAUCAGCCAACUGUGGAACACUUUCUUGUCUGGUGUGGCAUGCCCCGAAUUCCCACUCAGUUGCACUUGCCAGGAACCUGCUGUAGGGAACACAAGCAGGCACUGUUUGUGGCCAGCUUUAUAGCUAUAGGGUUAGUUUAAAAAAAUAAAUAAAUAAACAAACAAACAAAUGAAAACAAAAAAAAACCAUUUAAAUAAUUUGCAGAAAUAACUGUCUGAAUCUGUAAACCCAAGAAUAAAUGAAAGCUACUGUUCAACCUCCAAUUUCUUAAGCAAUAAACUAAAGAACUUUACUCCAAAAAAUAUUGUGUUACCAGUUUUACCUGCCUUAAAAAAACAGAUAUUAAAGGGCCGUGGAAUCUUGGAUAUAAAGAAUACCUGCUGUCUGUCAUAAGAAUCACUUUAAAUUGCAGUAAUGACAUCAGUUAAUAGAGAUAAAAAUGUCCUUUUUUCUAGCUUAAACUAAGAGGCUCAUCAAAGAGGCUACAUUAAGCCUGAGGUUUGGGUGACUAGAGUAAUGUUUUUGACAGCUUUUAAGUUCUUUAUUCACUAAGCAUAUUCCACCUUGUGCAGAUGUAGUGAGUUAGCACAAAUGUUAAUUGAAACUGAGACCUUAAGAAGAAACAGCUGUGUUAUAGACGAUGGUGCGCUGUUAAGCCUCACUGUUAAGACAGUGCCUCGAUGCCCAAGUGCAGCCCUGUUGGAGGUUCCCUGCAUCCGUCUCCGGUCAGCUGCACCUGUCUCAUGGUUUCCUAUCCAAAUGGGCACUUAAAGCUAAAAUAAGAGUUUUGUAAGAACAUAGACAUCACCAAAGACAUUUUACUGUGUGUUGGAGACGGAGUGUAACCCGAUUGUGAAGAGGCAGUACUAGCCUUGACUGGUUACUAAAAUAUUAGCAGGGAGGGCACUGCAGGAAGUGUUCUUGGUGGGAGUCAAGUGUGUCUUUCUUGCCACAGUCAGCAUAUUUCCCUUCAAAUACGUUCACUUUUUUUUUUUUCAGUACCAUCUGGUAGGUCUUAGAAAAUCCUCAAAUAUGAGAAAAAAAUAAACAAUACAAAUAUCCUUUCCAUGAAAAUGGGAUAAAUACAAACUUACAAAAACAAUUUCCGUUUCAAGAAGCUUUUUAUCCCAUGGAGAUGGUGUGGAGGAAAUCGGACCUGUUCAGCUCCACUGAAGACAAGCUUUAGUAGAAGCACAGACAGGCCCGCCUGUGUGGAACACAGCGCUGUAUAGGUGCAGACAAGCCUGUGUUGAACACAGCACAUCCUACUGGAUUGACAGAAGUGGUUUUGCUGUUUGUAAAAAAGCAAAAUUCCAUAGGGCCCCUGAUUGUUUUGCUUUAAAAGUGACGGCUUCUCAGCAGGCACUUUAUGGAAACUAAACUUAGCCAUGUGGCCAAAUUCUGACAAAAUGGAGCCCUGGAAAAUGUCCCAGUAUGCUGUUCUUUCUUUGGGGUUGAUGAUCUGCUCUUCCGCUGCUGCUGAGGUUAAGCCAGCCUGAGGUAAAGCCCUGCAGAGUGGCAGAGCGAGCCCCACCGUCCUGUGCAGUGUGGGAGCAAGUGCUGCACCCCUGAGCCACACCCCUCAGCCAUUCCUCUGAUGAAGUAGGCAUUCUCUAGAAAUCUAAGCUCUAUACCACUAAAAUAUCGGUAUGAAUUGGCCAAAACCUCUUUUCUGGAUUAGAAUAAAAAACUUGAAAUGCUGUUAACCACUGAUUUCAGUGUGUAAAUCCUCUGGAGAGCAAUAAGGGACAGAACCUGUCUGCUGGGUCUGGUUCAUGAAAAGUUGAACAGUUGUCAAAUGCACUAACAACUCAAACACCCUUCAAAGCCCAGAAUCACCGGUUGCUGGAUUUACUUGAGGAGCUCUGCUCAAGUGUGUUUUUUCAUCAAAAACAUGGGAUUAAGAUAAAAAACAAAAAAAACCCACAGACUGCCCUAGACAGUAGGGACUUUAUUGUUUGAGUGUUAAGCUGUAGUGUUUCUCAGGUCAUUUGAAACUGCUUCUCUUCCUGGAAAUCGAUUUUCACAAAGUUUACUGGCCAUUAUGUUAUGUUUUCUAGUGGGAUUAAAAUGAUUGGGCAUUUCUUCAGAAAAUGAUAAAAGUAAACUUCAAAAUAAUUGCUUCAAAUUCUCAUGCAAGUGUGUCUAUCCUCAAGCCACUUUUCCACGAUCCAAAACAGCAGUUUUCCACAAAUAUGUUUUCAUCUUAAUUGUCUUUGAAUCUAGAGUCAGAUGUAACAGAGUAUGUUAAAUACUAGGCCUAGUUUUUUUUCUGUCUCUCAGCAGUUACUAGAAAAGGAACCAGCUAUAAUAGCACAAACGAAGACUAACCAGUGUGUUGACGUAAGUCCAGGAGCAGGGCUCUUUUCUGCACGUGCACAUGUUUGGAGGUCAGCCUGGCACUGUUGGAGACCGGUUCUCUUUUGCUGUCUUUUUCAGAAUGGGAUUGGGGGCCCUAAGUGUCCUUAUGAAGCUGUGGUCCAGGACAAGAGCGUGGGGGCGGGGGUUACAUGUUCCUUCACUUUCCUGUGUCUGGCAACUCAACAGCAAUCAUUUCUUAGAAUAGCCCUCAUGGUUAUUGAAUCUAGCACAGAAUAUAUUGUAAAGUUAUGUUGCUAAUUUUAUUUUGAAAUAUGAAAUAUUUUAAGCUUUUUGUCAAAAGUGGUAACAUCAUACUACAAAUAAAAACCUUUUUGUGGUUGUAAGAUUUAGCUUAUGAAUCAUUCAAAUUGAAGUGAAAGAAUUACCAGGUCAUUGUUAAUGACUUAGUCUAUUAAGAAUCUAUGUAUUUUUGUAAAGGAAAAGCACUUGUAGAUAUUUAAUCAGUACAAGAUCAAUGUCUGUUUUGCAGAAAGAAAAUGCUGCUUAGAGAUUCUCUAAAUAUUUUUUAUUGUUGUGCUUAUAUGUGUUUUCUGUUGAUCUAUGGAAUGUCCUGUACAAACUGUGUAACUGUACUGUUGAGCUGGAUACAUUUUUUUUAAUUCCUGGCUUAGCCAUGUAUAUUUGACCAUGUUGGAAAUAGUAUCUUUGUUAUUAAAUUUUUGAUUGCA